Messenger RNA from Arvicola amphibius (Eurasian water vole), 3467 nucleotides. RefSeq names its product Rho guanine nucleotide exchange factor 1 (gene Arhgef1). Gene Ontology annotation, molecular function: guanyl-nucleotide exchange factor activity; GTPase activator activity; G protein-coupled receptor binding. The record is from RefSeq and is a predicted model, not a curated record. Gene Ontology annotation, biological process: G protein-coupled receptor signaling pathway. Bases 190 to 3129 code for a protein of 979 amino acids. The transcript has 31 exons. NCBI's taxonomy places the organism in Eukaryota, Metazoa, Chordata, Mammalia, Rodentia, Cricetidae. Gene Ontology annotation, cellular component: cytoplasm.
GGGCACGGGGCGCCGGCAGGAAGCGGGGAGGGGCGGCGGGCGGGGGCUCCGGAAAAACGCCCCGACUUCCUGCCCGCUGGAGCCAGGAAGCCGGAGCCGGGACGCCGGGCCCGGGAUCACGGAGCCCGACCUCGGGCGCCCCGCCGGUCACCUCCCCGCGGACACCAGCCCUGUGGAGGAGUCCCGGAGAUGGGAGAAGUCGCCGCCGGAGGGGCGGCCCCAGGGCCUCCCCGGCCUGGCGUGAUGCCCGUCAGCAUCAUCGGAGCCGAGGAUGAGGACUUUGAGAAUGAGCUGGAGGUGAACUCAGAAGAUCAAAACAGCCAGUUCCAGAGCCUGGAGCAGGUAAAGCGACGCCCGGCCCAUCUCAUGGCCCUCCUGCAGCAUGUGGCCCUGCAGUUUGAGCCAGGACCCCUGCUCUGCUGCCUGCAUGCGGACAUGCUGAGCUCACUGGGCCCCAAAGAAGCCAAGAAGGCCUUCCUCGACUUCUAUCACAGCUUCCUGGAGAAGACUGCGGUUCUGCGGGUGCCAGUUCCUCCCAACGUCGCUUUUGAACUUGACCGCACACGGCCUGACCUCAUCUCUGAGGAUGUCCAGAGGCGGUUCAUGCAAGAAGUGGUGCAGAGCCAGCAGGCAGCCGUGAGCCGUCAGCUGGAGGACUUCCGCUCCAAGCGGCUAAUGGGCAUGACGCCCUGGGAACAGGAGCUGAGCCUGCUGGAACCAUGGAUCGGGAAAGACCGCAGCAACUACGAGGCCAGGGAGCGGCAUGUCGCAGAGCGGCUGCUCUCCCACCUGGAAGAGAUGCAACAUACCAUCUCUACAGAUGAAGAAAAGAGUGCCGCUGUGGUCACUGCCAUCAGCCUGUACAUGCGCCACCUUGGAGUUCGGACCAAGAGUGGGGACAAGAAGUCAGGGAGGAACUUCUUCCGGAAAAAGGUGAUGGGCAAUCGGCGGUCAGAUGAACCCCCCAAGACAAAGAAAGGGCUGAGCAGUAUCCUAGACCCUGCUCGUUGGAACCGGGGAGAGCCACCUGCUCCAGAUUUUCGACAUCUAAAGGUCGAGGUUGAUGGUGAAAAGCCAGGCCCUACAGACCGGAAGGGAGGCCUGGGUAUGCCUUCUCGGGACAGGACUGUUGGAACUCCUGGGCAGGACAACCCAGGAGUCUCUCUGCACCCUCUGUCUGUGGACAGCCCCGACCACCGGGAACCUGGUGGGGAUACCCCCCAGGAGCUGGGGGACACACUCCCACAAGGCCCUACAAGCCUGGAACCCCUGGCAGCCCCAGAGAGCACGGAGGAGAAUGCAGAGACAGAGAGAAGGUGGAAGAGGCUAUCAGGGCGUCUGGGGCGCUCAGAGAGCCUGCGGGUGAGUGACCGCCGCCGGCCUUCCCGGGGCAGCCUCGGGGCUAAGGGCCGGGGUGGGGGCCGCUCCCGGAGCGACGUGGACAUGGACCCCGGCUCCGCCACGGCCGUGCUUGGCCCUACCCGACGAGCCACCCCUGAGCCUGGAGAUGAUGGGGAGCCAGGACGGUCAGGCCUGGAACUGGAACCAGAGGAACCUCCCGGCUGGAGGGAACUCGUGCCCCCAGACACCUUGCUCAGCCUGCCCAAAAGCCAAGUGAAGCGGCAAGAGGUCAUCAGCGAGCUGCUGGUGACAGAGGCAGCUCACGUACGCAUGCUGCGGGUGCUUCAUGACCUCUUCUACCAGCCCAUGGCGGACGGGGGCUUCUUCCCUCUGGAGGAACUGCAGAACAUCUUCCCCAGCUUGGAUGAACUCAUUGAGGUGCACUCCCUGUUCCUCGAUCGCUUGAUGAAGCGGAGACAAGAGAGCGGCUACCUCAUUGAGGAGAUUGGCGAUGUGCUGCUGGCCCGGUUCGAUGGUGCCGAGGGCUCGUGGUUCCAGAAGAUCUCUUCCCGCUUCUGCAGCCGCCAGUCAUUCGCCUUAGAGCAGCUCAAAGUCAAGCAGCGCAAGGAGCCUCGGUUCUGUGCCUUUGUGCAGGAAGCCGAGAGCCGCCCUCGGUGCCGACGACUGCAGUUAAAGGACAUGAUCCCCACUGAGAUGCAGCGGCUGACCAAGUACCCACUGCUGCUGCAGAGCAUUGGGCAGAACACAGAAGAGCCUGCGGAACGGGAGAAGGUGGAACGUGCAGCAGAGUGCUGCCGGGAGAUUCUGCACCAUGUCAACCAAGCUGUUCGUGACAUGGAGGAUCUGCUGAGACUCAAGGAUUACCAGCGGCGUCUGGACUUGACUCACCUAAAGCAGAGCAGUGACCCCAUGCUGAGCGAAUUCAAGAACCUGGACAUCACUAAGAAGAAGUUGGUCCAUGAAGGUCCAUUGACAUGGCGGGUAACCAAAGACAAGGCUGUAGAGGUCCACGUGCUAUUGCUGGACGACCUGCUCCUGCUGCUUCAACGCCAGGACGAGAAGCUGCUGCUUAAGUCACACAGCCGGACACUCACACCCACACCUGACGGCAAGACCAUGCUGCGGCCUGUGCUCCGGCUCACCUCUGCCAUGACCCGAGAGGUGGCCACUGAUCACAAAGCUUUCUACGUCAUUUUUACCUGGGACCAGGAGGCCCAAAUAUAUGAGCUGGUGGCACAGACAUCGUCAGAGCGCAAGAACUGGUGUACUCUCAUCACUGAGACUGCCGGAUCCCUAAAGGUCCCUGCCCCUGCCUCCCGCCCCAAGCCCCGGCCCAGCCCAAGCAGCACCCGAGAACCUCUGCUCAGCAGCUCAGAGAAUGGCACUGGAGGCCGAGAGAUGCCUCCAGCUGAUGCCCGGACAGAGCGCAUUCUCAGCGAUCUCCUGCCCUUCUGCAGACCAGGCCCAGAGGGCCAGCUCGCUGCCACAGCCCUGCAGAAAGUGCUGUCCCUGAAACAGCUCCUGUUGCCUGCCGAGGAAGACAGUGGACUGGGGCCCCCCCAGGAUGGGGAUGGGGGGCCUGGUGGUGGUCCCCCAGGCUCAGCACAGAUUCAGGAGCACUUGCUCAGCCUAGAGGAGGUUGUCAAGCAGCUGGAGGACUUAGAGGAAGAGUUUUGUCGCCUGAGACCCCUCCUGUCUCAACUUAGCGGAACUUUGUCACCUAGCCUGGCUGUACCUGAGCGCUCUGUUCAGACAAGCCUUUCGUGAAGAGAGGAUGCGAGGGUCUUCCUCCCCCCCCCCCCCCCCCCCGUGGCUGCCACAGCGUCUCACACCCCAGAGGUCUUGAGGAGAGGGAGACUGGCCACACUUGAUAAGGGGACCUGCUGGAGUCCCUGCCUCCCACACUGGCCUCUGCCUUUCUCCCUCCUGCCUUCGCUUCAGGGGCUCAGGGCUUCACCCCCAGAGUACCACCAUAAUCCCCAUUUUCCAGGCCAUCUCAGUAUUGCCUAUGGGGGGGUUACCCCUCCAUCCCCCACCCCAAGUGCCUUUGCUCUGUUUUUAUACCCUGAAUGGAGGUUUAUUUUUAAUAUAUAUUAUCUAAGGAA